This is a messenger RNA of Meloidogyne enterolobii, 534 nucleotides long. Lineage: Eukaryota; Metazoa; Nematoda; Chromadorea; Rhabditida; Meloidogynidae. The record is from the annotation of a GenBank genome assembly.
AUGGGAUCUCCCCCGCUUCUAUCUUCCGCCUACUUCCCCCUUUUGUGGCCCUUGCGUCUUUCAUCUUCCGUUUUUAUUUCCUUCCCUCCUCUGCCUUUUAAAUUUCGAUGGUCCCCACCCCUGAUAUGCAGGGAUGUGCGCCAGAAUUUUCGCGUGGCGCGCCAAACGCCAAACGCCAAUUUUUCAAAUUUUCAAAUCACGCCAAACGCCAGAACGCCAAAAUCGGCAAAAAACGACGCCAAAACGCCAAACGCCAAACGCCAAAAAUUUUAUUCAACUAAGGCCCGAAAAACAAGUGCUUAUCUCUUUUUAGCGCCGCAGGCGAAAAUUUUUAAAUUUUCACGACUUCCAGAAGCCAAAAUUCAUCCUUUUUUUAGCGCCUACACCCAAAAUUAUGGAAAUUUGUUAAGAACAAGAGCAGAAAUCCUACUUUUUCUAAAAAAUUGCAAGAAAAAUGGAAAAAUCACAACCCCAGAAUUGUAUAAUAUCGAAGGGUUUAGAUGUCCAGAUAUCCUCUUUAACCUCCCGAAGUAA